AGUAAGUAACAAUAUUUGAUAUAAUUUUUACUAGUAUGUAAUAUGUCUUUAACAGGGCUGUUCCAACCGCAGCUUUCUCUAGGUAGGCUUUAAAAGGUCUUGGUUUUAAUCCUUGACUCCCCCUAUAAAAGUAACAAAAAAUGUUUAACAUGCAGUAUAUACUGACGAAUUUGUAAGCCUUUCAAACACACAGCAACGCCGCCUUGAAUCACUUAACAUGUCGCCCCGUGUAAGGGAAUAUCCCUGAAUAUCUUGAACAUUUUUGCUCAUGGAGUCUAAAAUCCUGGCCUUGGAAUCCGGAAUACAGCUGUAGAAAUCCGGAAUCCUUCUAAAGAUCGGCAUCAUACGGAAUCCAGUCUCUACUGAUUAAGAAUCUGGAAUCCCGUUCCUGGAAUCCGAAAUCCACAGCAUGGAAUCCAGAAUCUAAGGCAGUCUUGGAUUCCCUUAUAUCGGGCGGGGUGAAAAUUUGUCGUCUAAACACUUUUAUCAGAGAGGGUAUUAAAUCUAGCGCGCAUCCUCAUUUAUUUUAAACCUCACAAUCUUAGCUGAAAGAAGGGUAGAAUCGUGUGAACAGAGGUAAAAGGAAUACGCAAUGCCAUGUAUUCGUUUAUAGAAGAUCUGGUGUGAACAUGGCCUUGAUUUUUGUGGGAACGUCGUCUGACUUAGCCUCUUAAAAUGUCUGGGAGCCUGUCUUCCAUCAAAUUAUUUCCUUUCAAGAAAAAAAAAUCAAAGUAUCUUGAAUUCUAGUGGACGAAGAUGAUGAUGGAUUUAAUCUCAUUCAGCCAUCGCUGAUCCAGCAGUUGAAGACCAUCCUAGAUCAAUACCCUGACGAUGGACAGAUAUUGAAGGUAAGAAAUGUGGAACGCUUAAAGUGCAGAUCCGAAUUUUGACGGAUUCUUGCUUUCAGGUUUAAGACGAAGUGCAAUUCGCGUGAAUCGGAUAAAACUAGCGGACUCAAUGCUCAUAAAGAAAUUUGAAGGAAAAAAAUUACGAAUUUUUAAGAAAAUGCUUUUUUCGUGAGAAAGACUGUUAAACACUGUUCAACGCUGACAAACGUAAACAAAUAGCUAAAACUAUAAUUUCUAUCUGUUUGCAUUGCUCGAAAUCGCGCGCAUUUACAAGGCCCUGAAGCUUUUUGCUGACUUGCAAGGACCCAUCUGUUAUAAAGAUCCCCAAAAUAAAGGGAUAGACCUCAUAGUUUAUUAGAUAUAAUCGUGUAAAGUUUCCUUAUCAUUUUCACAUAAAUUAUGACCUAAAUUUGGAAACCGCUGAAUUUCUCGCAUUGGGUCUUUGCGAUUUUGGUGAAACUCUGUUCAACGCAAGGCACUAAUGCGCACUAUACGUAGCCGAGAGAUUUUCACGAAAAAAUGCCAGCAACAGCAGAAUUUCGACUCAGACCCCAAAGAGGCGUGGCACUAUGACCACGUGACAUUUACUUCGAUUGCCAAAACAUUUAUGCUAUAUUGUAGAUUGAUCUAUAUGUUAUCCAUGCUAUAUGUUAGACUUACGAUCAAAGUAAAGGUGGGGAUAUCUGAGAGCUUCAAAGUAGGAUGGUACGCCCACAAAAUAACUGGGUCGAGUCAUCUUAACUCCUCUUCAAUCGCUCUCUUCAGUAUUGUACUCUUCUGCUGACUCGCAGGGCUUGUCCGCGUAGGAAUUACUUCUUGAUAUAUAGCCUCUUCGCUGGCUUGCGUAGUUGGGUCAUAAUUUUCUACUUCUUGUUGGAAUUUUUGAUGGAUAUUCAGCAAAAACUCAGGAAUAAAAGUCCAAGAGUCGUCAGAAUAGACAUGCAAUUGCUGGUUUUCAGUGUCACGCCAUUCAAAAUAGAUCAAAAUAAAAAUCACAACCGUUCAAUAGAUAACGUCCAGAAUCUGGGAAAUAAAAGGACGUACAUAUAAAAAGACCCUUGCCAAGAUUCAGGUCAGAGGGAUAUUUCGUAUACGAGAUAUCCGAAGAAAUGUUUUACCCAAACUUAUAGAGAUUUGUAUGGAGACGCCAUGCUGGUGCUCACCUGGAUGAGCUCCAACAUGGCGGACGGAAACCAAGAGAAACAUCUGUUAGCGAGUUUUGCUACAAAAGCGUGAAUUUAUUCUUCAAGAAACUCAUAAACAUUAUGUAGUACUUUUUCUAAUACCUGAACUGUUUAGAUAGCAAAAUUUCCUGAAAGAAGUCAUUUUUUAAACCUACAUGACAGCUUUCUUGGCCGUCAUGUAAAUGCCGCGUCACGCCAAAUUUUAGAAAUUCAAGCUUUCUCUAUCAGAAAACCAAGAACCCUUUUGAAGCAAAAAUUUGUAUGAAAAUUAGUUUUCAGCUGCUCUAAUGCAUCGUGAAAGUAAAAUCUCUGUUGGAUCGAUAGUUUUUAGUUUGAAUUUUAGUGACGUUAUGUGAAAACCAACAAUUGACAGGCUUUCAAGAGUGAGACAUCUUAUUUAGUCAGGAAGAUGAUGGUGGUUCAAAAGCAACAAUGACGAACAACCAGGACGGCAAAAAAACUAGGUUUGAAUUAGCAAAACGAUAGUUUUGCACGAGCAUCACGCCUUUUGGACAUUUCUUUGCCAUCAUUGCACGACCCUGACUUCCUAAACUUUCUAAUUUCACGUUGUUGGAGGAUGUAAACUCAAGAUAACGAUUUUCGACUUUUUUAAAACUUAGAUACAGUUUUUUAGAAUUUAACUGCAGCCACGUGAAAAGGCGGCCAUGUUGGGGCUCAAUACAAUAGAUUUUUUUCUAGAAUAAUUUACAUGAAAAAAUAGUUCCCAGAGGAGGGAAAUGCUUUUGUUCUGACCACCAACAUGGCCGCUGUGACGUCACGUGCGAACCAAAAAUAAUGAAACUAGCAGUUAACAAAGCAACUGAGUUGACUGGUUUGUGAGCUAGGACCGUGCUAUUAUUCAGCUGGUUUUUAUUCUAAAGUUUGCCUUCGUGCCCAUAAUGCUUCUAGGCCUUUCGAGAAAAGGAUAGAUGAGGUGGAAAGGGAUGAGACAAUGUGAGAUAAGAUAAGGCCUAGACCAAACGUUGAACUUUUUCAUUAGUAAGAACCAAACUCUAAUUUGGGUCGACCAAAAUUUGGUUAAGAUCCUCUGUUGGGUCAGACGUCUACUUAGGAGGCGUCAAACCAAUCAACAGAAUAGAUCUAUUCGGCUAACUCAAUGUUGUACCCGUUUCAAAUCUCCUGGGGUUAAGAGUCUUUGUGUGUUGUAUUUGCAUUGUGUUGUGGCAUUCACAUUUAAAUUAUAUGGAAAUUCCUGAAACAAAACGUUUUAUUCCCAAAGGGUUUGAAUUAGGUACAACAUUGAGUUAGCCGAAUAGGUCCAUCAGAUCAGUAACAAAUUUUUCUUCCAAACGAGGCUAAAUAUAUAUGAUCAUUCAAAUUUUCAAUUUAUCAGUUUAGCUGGUCGCAUAUGAAGAUCGACCUUUUUCUCGGGAGAAGAUCUUUAGACGUUCUAUCCUUCUGGAGCAGACAGACGUGUUUGACGAUCCAGACUCAUUCAGACGAACUUAACUUAGCCAGACGUCACAUUUUUCAUGAACUUAACCCAAGUGUGGUUCGUCUCAUGAAAAGUUCGAUGUAACCUAGUCCUAAGUUGGGAAUAGAGGAAUAAGAUAAGAGUAGUAAGAUGAGGUGGGACGAGAUGAGAUGAUAAAGGAUGGAAAGAUUCUUAAUGAAUUAUGACGAGACACAAUGGGAUAGGAUGAGAAUUAAGGACAAAGAUGAGAUGAAGUAAUGUGAGACGGGAAAAGAUGGGAUAUGCGAUGAAUGAUUUUGCUAAGAAGAAAAGGACACAACAAACACGAGAUGUGAUUAGAUGAGACAAAAGAUAGCAGCAAAUGGAUUACGUAAUAAGACAAGAUAGAUUAAUCAAUUAGGUAAAAAAAUAAGAUGAAAUUAUAAAUAGUAGUGCCGUCUUGGAGAUGCCAUAAGGUGGAGUUAAUAGCGAGCUUUCGCAGCGACGACGGCUACCGCAACAGGACCUUCCAAAAGCACUGGGUUUGAUCAGCAAAACAACAGCUAUGUAGGUGCAUAACCCCUUUUUGUGCACUUCUUUGCCAUCACUGCAUGACUACGACGUGAAAUUCCCCAAGCGACAGUUUAUGGAGAACUUAAACACAAGACGACAAGUUUCUCUUUCCCUCUCUAACCUUGGGUGGGGUCCCCAAGAAUUCACUUCAGGGAAAUUCACCCACAUUUGAGCUUGGAAACCCGCCGGAAAGUUUGAAAAAAGCAAAGUUUUUUUUUUUUUCAAUAGUGACGUUUUCACUGCCGUAGCCGUCGUCGUUGCAAGAGCUCCCUUAUAAUCAUCAUUCAGGGUGGUAAUGUGUGAGAUAGAAGAAGCGGCUUGGUUUGAAGUAUUCAGUGGCUGAUAGUGCAGUUUAGGCCUCCUCUAUUUUAAUGUCGUUUGUGUAUUAGGAGCUCAUCCAAAAUGCCGAGGAUGCAGGAGCAACUCAAGUGAAAUUCCUCCAUGACCUGCACAGCUAUGGAACAGAAAAACUGCAUAGCGAAGGACUUGCCCAGUUCCAGGUAAUCUGUGAAUACCCGAUUUAGUAAGCAAUUCCUUAUUACCAGAUGUGACUUAAUUGUUUGCUAUAACUGUCAUGAGUCAGAUUUAAGUACGAGACAUACUAGCAAUGCAACUCUAAGUUAUACCCCGUGGCGCAGGCGUCACGCAAACGGGCAAUUUCUGUAUUUUUUAUUUAUUACAAAAAAAAAAACAGCAACAUAGAUUAUUCUUUCACGUCUAACUCAGUAAAACUGCUAAGUUUCCUUAGGAGUCGUCGGAAACUAACGGAAAAAAUAUAUCCUUAGCAAGAAAUGUAUUGCGUCUGCACGCCAUAUAUUUCCUUGUAAAAUCCCCCAUGUUGGGCCUCCAACAUGGGGAAUUUUUGUCGGGGGGUGUCUAUUCGUUUUCGACAAAUCCUCAUGAAGUUCGCAGACUUAUUAAAUUUCACAUUAUAAACUGAUCUUAAGAGGUGUUUUGGGGUCUAUAUUAACAAUACGAAUAAUUGCAAACAUUGCGUGCAUAUGAAAAAAACUCCUCAGGUCUUAAAGUCCGCUCCGUGCGGUUUUCUUUGUACGCAUGGUGUUUCAUAUAUCAUUUUAUAAAUGAUUUCCUGCAGGGCCCAGCACUCUACGCGCACAACAAUGCCACGUUCACCAAAGAGGACUGGAAAGGAAUCAGGAUGCUCUGUGACAGUAUAAAAGUCAAAGAUCCGAUGAAAGUUGGUCGGUUUGGCCUCGGUUUCAAAUCGGUGUUUCACGUCACAGGUGAGAUAACUAUUAUGUAUUUAUCAGAACUCGACUGAUCAUUUCGUAAUUAUGGCAGCAAAAGAGUUUUGUGACACUGUCUUUUUAAGAAAACCAUCUAAAGGUUUGAAAUUUUGGCGGCAAAUGUUAGAAAAACAUCCGAGACAAUUUUUGCGGCCCAUUGAAAAAUGAAAAUAUUUCCUAAUAUCACUAGGGGGCAAAUUACGCUAGCAAUCGUGAGGUAAUGUAUCGAGCGAAAAGUCCACAAACUGAAGCUUGCAAAUACAGCCGUUUCUCCUCCCCGCUGGGGGCACGUCGCGAAAAGUCCUUAGAUGCGAGCUAGGUGCAAAGAGAGACGGCUACAAUCGCAGGCUACACAAACCAAUAAGAUUAGAGCAACCAUUUUGGCUUAAGUUCACAAGGGUCUGAAUUUUUGGACAAAACAUUAUUAUUAAAUUAUUCUUUCCAUGUACAAACGGUGAUCUUUCGAUUGUUUAGGUUUGCUACACCGUCUUGUAAUGGCUGCCCUAACAUAUUUAUUUGUAGGAUACUUAAACGUGGACGCUGAGAUUGCGGUAACAAUUUUUUUCGCUCCAAAAUUAUCAAGUAAUUUGUCGUCCUUGAUAUUAUACCCACUACUUUGUAUACUUUAUUUAUCUUUAGAUCUACCGAGUAUAUUAAGCGGUUCACAAAUCGGUGUUAUAGACCCACACGAGGAGUACUUUACCGAAGGGAGAAAUCGACGAACAGGUUACAGCUGGAAAGUAAAUGACAAUCGUUACGUCAUGGACAAUAUACCAGACCAAUUCGCGCCUUACAAUGGAGUAUUUGACAGCAAAGACGAUGUUUUCUCCAGAGGCUGGUACAACGGUACUCUAUUUCGCUUUCCACUACGACGCCGUCCCUCUGACCUUUCUCAGACUCUCUAUUCCGCUGAAAAGGUACACACAUUAUUUGAAGGAUUCAUGGCUGACGCACACUUGAUCCUCCUUUUCCUACAACAUCUGGAAUCUGUAGAGUUGUACGUCCGUGGAGAGUACGACGAUCAACCAAGAAAAACGUUUCAAGUUCGAAUCACAGAUGAAAGCCUUAAUUUGGUACGAGAAAAGAGGAAGGAGUUUCACAAUAAGAUCUCCACUGGCAGGCUUUUGCCCCAUCCUGUCCAAGUAAGCUAUCCCAUCACGGUUGUGACUGCGCACUUUUCGCAAGGCUCAGAAACCACACAGACUCAUUCGUUUCUUGUAACCAACUACUUUUGUGGCCAGGAGGUGUCAUCUGACUUUCAAAGCCUGGCCAAAGAUCUUAGCUACUUACCCUUAGUUGGUGUGGCUAUGGCACUCGAGCCUACCCCAGCGUUUAAAGGCCACGUGUUUUGUUUCCUACCGUUACCAGUACAAAAAACAAGCCUUACAGGUUUGCCGGUUCAUGUGAAUGGCUUCUUUGCCUUGAGUCAGAACAGAAGUUAUAUCAAGUUUCCAAAUGCAGAACAAGAGGAUCAGGAGAGCAACGGUCGUCCGUUAACUGACAAGUCACUCUUAUGGAAUAGGUAUCUUUUGGAGGAGGCUCUACCCAAAGCAUAUGCAGCGAUGCUACUAGAAGCCAUCAACGAAAACAGCUACAAUAUACAAGAAGAGACCGUUUACAGGUAAGUUUAAAAUGCACCGCUUCUGAAAUGAGAUACCUUAGUUUCUUUAUCGGCGCAAAAGGGAAAAUAAUUGCAAGAAAGUGGCAUUACUUUAGCUAGUUCUCCCUUCAUGCCUCACUCUUCUGCGUAGUACGGCUAUAAGUACUUGGAACAUAGAGUACAAUUUUUUUUUUCUAUUAACUUGACCCGUACAUUCUAAUAUUUGGAAUGUAAGAACGUUUUUAGCCGCCUAUUCAGCAAAAUAGGUUGGUUCAGGGUUUUACCAUGUUUAUAAGCCACACAUUUUUGCCGUCAAUAUUGACAUAUGGUUUAAGGUUCCGGGUGCAAAUAGUGCAUUAACUGAUUUCAGAUUUCGCAUACUGCAUUCUGUAGGGCAUGGCCUAAUACCGAUGCCAUCGAUCAAAAAUGGAAGAGAUUGCAGAAUCCGUUGCUCCAGACCUUGUGCUCGGCAAAUGUGGUAUACACUAAAGCUAGUGGGGGAAAGUGGCUUAAAGUGGAAGACGCUAUCUUAGACAGACUUGAAGAACACCAGCCGAAGGAGUUGCUCGUCAACGUGUUGCUAGAAGCACAUCAAAAUGUUGCCACUUUACCUGCCUACGUGUUAAAGGCAUUUACCGCCUGCGGUAAACCAGUCAUCAACGAGAUUACUCCCAUGUUGGUUAGGCAAAUCCUCAAGCAAAGUCCUUCAAGCUACAGGAACCUUGGGCGAAUGGAAAAGUUGAACCUUCUAUCGUUCAUCAUAAACUGUACAGACGAGAACUUCGCAGACCUAAUUGGAGUGGAGCUGCUGCCCGUAUCCAGUGGUUCCUUUAAAUACUUUGCAUCCUUCUCAAACUGUGAUGAAACAGUGUACGUCUGUUCACCCGAUCAUCCAAGAAAAAUGUUUCCUUGUCUAGACCAUCAGUUUCUGGAUCAAGACCUGGACCAAAGUCUUUUAGAAAUUUUGCAGAAAGUUGCAAAGAAAGGUAUGAGCGAUAUAAAAAUAUUUUGGAAUUACUAAAGGCUAUUUUGUCUACUUCAGCCAAGAUAAUCUAGAAGUAAUUCCACUAUUUGGCGAAUUAAAAUUAUAUUUAGCUCUAAACUUCUCAGGGCAUUGAGUGGAGUUUUUAGAGUAUUUCGUUAUUAAUAACCAAUAGCUUUGUUUUGAAUGUACUCAGAAACUACUUCUUCCUUUUUUGCAUUGAGUUAUUAAUCAAAUCAAGGAAAUAGAAAGAAAGACUAUAACAGCCGGCGGCGUGUGACAGUGUUGACCUCAGACUAGAAUCUCUAUUGCUUUAACGUGGUUACCGAAUUCAAAGAAACAUGCUUUUUGGUACUUUCACGAAUUCUACACGAGCAGUGAUUGGUCGUAAACAUCCAAAGGCGACAUAGCAUAGAACUUGGCGCACAGAUUUGAAAACGUUAGGAAGCUCUUGUGUUACUUAAUGUUCUACUAUAAUUGAACAUCAUUUGGGAUUUAUAAGGGUACAGCACCGUAAAGUAGUAUCUACAUGAUAAGCAUAGUCUUCCUCGACAAUGCAGGUACCUAACAUGUUAUAGCGCUAAGCUCGGUGUAACGAGCAGUUUUCGGGGGCGAUCUUAUUGUGCGAUUUUUUUCUGCUAUUUUAGCUUGAUCCAUUUGCUAUUUAUGGGAAAUAAGUAUUUUUUUCAUCAACGUCUUUAACAAUAAACUUACGCUCAUUACUUGUAGAUGAAUAUGUUGGAGAAAAACGUGCCGCGCAACCAAUCACGCGAUAAACUCGCCCUUGAAUCUUAAACGGCAUUUCAGAUAUGCACUGUUCAAACCUUCAAAAUGUGACGUGAAUUUUAAGUGGGGGCUACAGUGAAAAAGAAAUUAUUUCCUUUACUGUUUAAAUAGGAUGCACCCAGUUAAAGCUUCUUAGUGGAGACGACGUGGCUUCCCUUCUUUCAAAAUCGUUGCCACCAGAGUGGUCACAAGACGAAAAAAUUUUAUGGUAUCAUGGAUCGGAUUCCCACAACCAUCCAGGAUUCGACUGGCUUGAGCUCGUUUGGAAUUACUUAAGGACGAAAUUUGCUACAAACGAUGGGCUCCGCGGGUUCACAGGUCUCCCCUUGAUUCCACAUGACAUGUCACAAGUACCAAUCAGCCUUGCUAGGCUUCAACAUCCUUCUAAGAUAAUUGUGAAAAGUCUCUACGAUGAAUUUCUCGACGAAACGCUGCUGCAGUCCUUGAAAGACCUUGGUCUAGUUAUCAUUCAAGAGUGUCCAUAUUACCUAACCCUUCACCCGGCGGUCAUCAAUGCAUUUAUUUACCCGCCAUCACCACAUGGAGUCUUGAAGGCGCUAUCGGCUUGUUCAUCGGUUGUAGAAUCUAACAAGCAUUCACUGACAGACGAAGGCAAACGGUCCUUAAGGAAGUUCUUUUCCAAAGAAUCGUCGCUAGAACCUCAAGCAAAGCAGCUUCUCCGUACCCUUCCUUUGUUUGAGACGUUAAACAAAUCUUUUGUUUCUGGGGAGCAAGAUCUUUGUGCAGCUCCACCAGAAGGUUCUUAUCCCGCACAUCCGCGCAGGGAUCUGAUCGACGUCACAGAUGAUGACUCGAAGAAGUUGGCGCAUCUGCUAGACAUCAGAUGUUUAUCACCGAUAGAGUUUUUUCUCGAAGUUGUAUUUCCAGAUGUCAGAGGAGGGAAUUAUUCUAAAGGAGAGCUCGACAGGAUUAUGGAAUUCGUUAUGGAGCGGUUUCAAGUUUACGCCAGUGAAGAUGCUCGAUUUGAAGAAUCGCUUGCAAAUUUGCCAUUUGUACCGAGUAAAAAUAGACGGGCAAGAGCUAUGGAGCUUUUCGAUCCGGGGAUUGCGUUGUUAAAACGAAUGCUGUCCGAGGAAGAUGUUUUUCCUGUUGGUGAACAAUAUACAAACCCCGCCACCCUAGUAGUUCUAAAGAAACUUGGUAUGAAGAGUGAAAAGCAAAUUAGCGCAGACGAUCUAUACCGCAGUGCCAGAAAGAUCUCCCAAAUGUCAAAUUUGAAGGAAGCAAAGGAAAAAUCGGCGGCCAUACUAGUAUAUUUAAAGAGCAAUUCAACAAAGCUUCAACAAACUGUUUCUGGGGUAACGUUGAAACAACUUUUGCGAGACGUUCCAUGGGUAUCCGAAGUGAAAGAGAGGCCCUUCGGUGUUCCUGCUAGUCUUUACAAGACUGAAGAAACUGGCAUACCCUACUUUUAUAAGCCCACAGAAGUUACAUGUGAAGAUAAAGUUAAUCUUAUCGGAACAGUGACGCCCAUUGUAGGAGUACAUUCUUCAAGUCAACUGGCAAAAUGUUUCGGCUGGGAUAACAUGCCACAUGCAUUGGACGUGGUGAAACAUUUAAAAACAGUGAUCACUCACUAUGAUCCAGACGAAAAGCAAUAUUACAUUUCAACUGUCAAGGACAUCUACUCAUAUCUAAAUCAGGUCGCAGAUCCUGGAGUUAUCAAGAACGCUUUGCAGGGAAUUGAAAACUCGUGCUGGGUUUGGAAUGGAGAUGGGUUUUGUUCUCCUGAUGUUGUUCUUGCUGUAAGGCCUCCGAUUGAUCUUACCCCGUACAUUUGUUCGCUUCCCUCAGAGGUGAUGCAGUUUUCAAACUUUUUCUCGAAAUUUGGAAUGAGAGAGCACUGUGAUGCUCUGUUUUUUGUACAUGUUCUUCACCUGAUGAAACAGAAGUAUGCAUCUGCACGCGAGUAUCCAAGCACAGAGGUGAAAAGAGAUCUGCGGUUAUCUGCAGACAUCUUGAACGAGAUUAAGCCCAAAGAAGGCGAACAACUACCGACAGAAAUUCAAGAAAAAGUCCUUAUUCCAACCCACGUUGAAGGAGAUUCCUACUUGAGGCUUGCACCAGUUGAAGAUUGCAUGUACUGCGACCAUGAGUGGCUAGAAGAUGGCACAUCUGCUGAAGAAGAAACAGAUUGCUUUUUCGUGCAUCCAAUCAUUCCACAUAGUACUGCAGAACUUUUACAGGUUCGUACUCUGAGAAAUCAAUUGCUAGAGGCUGAUGAGAUAGGAGGUGAAUUUGGCCAGGAGGAAAAACUUACUCGCAGAUUAAAAAGACUUCUGGAGGAAUACACAGAUGGCUUCUCUGUACCAAAGGAACUAAUUCAGAACGCAGACGAUGCUGGUGCGACUGAGGUCAGAUUUCUUUACGAUGAAAGAACUAACGAAGAUGCUAUGACCUGUCUGAUUGACGAAGGAAUGAAAGAAUGUCAAGGUCCUGCUUUGUGGGUCUACAACGACGCUGAGUUUAGGAAUGACGAUUUUGAAAACAUUGUUAAACUUAAUGGUGGUACAAAAGAGCAAGAAAAUGAAAAGAUUGGAAAGUUUGGUCUUGGGUUUAACACAGUCUACAAUCUGACGGACGUUCCCAUGUUUCUUAGCAGAAACUACUUUGUAAUUUUUGAUCCGAACACCUUUUAUCUUCGAAAAGCCAUCAAAAAUAAAAGCAAGCCAGGAAUAAAAAUAGACGUCAACAAGAACCCGGAGAAAAAGCGAAAGUUUAGGAACCAAUUUAAACCUUUCAAUGGCAUCUUUGGUUGCGAUCUUCAUCUGAACAAACCUGACAACUCAUUCCCAGGAACCCUUUUUCGAUUCCCUUUGAGAACCAGGGAGCAAGCCAUAAGAAGUGAGAUAAAAGGCGUUCAUUACGACAACAACCAAAUGAGAGAGCUAUUAGAUAUUUUCGUGCGUGGAGCAAAACAUUUGCUCUUGUUUACGCAAAAUGUCUGUCAGCUAAGUAUAUUCCAUCUGCCUAGAGAAUCAGUGGAAGAGACACGACCUGAGCUGAUGUUUCAAGUUACCAAGUCAUUAUCAAAAGUAGGAAUCAUUAGAGAGUUGUCUGUCCCCGUUGACCUCUCACGACAUUUAAGGAAUGUUAGCGCUGAUGUUCUGCACCUCAUAAAACAGUGCAUUUUUCUACGAGCAUCAUCAGAAGUUGCAAAGUAUGCUAGGGGUGUCAAGGAAAUCGAUGAUCAUUUACUGAAGUCAGCCUAUACAGUCGACAUAACAGGCAACGUAACCGCAUUUGGACGCUCCUUUUUUGAGUACAAAAGCGAAAUAAAAAGUGUCUCUGAAGUUUGGUUUGUUGCAUCGUCAAUGGGCCGUGGCCAAGCAUUUAAAUUUUCAGUAAAUGACAAAGGCCUGCUUCCAGCAGCUGCAGUGGCUGUGCAGUUGAUACCUCAAGAGAGAGAGACGUUUGUACCAGAACCUGUUGGCGGUAUAGCUGCUGGAGGCAAACCGCCUCACAAUGGAACAGUGUUUUGCUACCUUCCACUUCCAAUUCACAGUGGUCUACCUGUGCAUAUAAAUGGAGCAUUCGCCGUAGACUCGAGCAGACGCCAUUUGAAGGAGAAGACUGAGGAUGACAAAACCUGCGUUGGGGUAGAGUGGAACAAUGUUCUUUUGAAGGACUGCGUUUGUGCGGCCUAUCUAGACCUUCUGGAAGACAUGAAGGUAGCUGACACUAUGUACUCUUUUCACUCUUUGUGGCCUAGGGAGCAUGACGUAGAACGAUGUUGUGAGCCACUUGCCCGUUCAUUCUAUGAAAAAGUUGCCGGUGGAGGUUUUUGCCUUUUUUCAGAUGGAAAAAGAUGGGUGGACAUCAACCAAGUGAUCUUUCUGGAGCCAGACUUUCGUCAUGAUCAACGUGUUGGAGACAUAUCGUUUGCAUUACUACAGAUGCUAGUCAACGAAAAUAAAGUAGUCGUUGACCUUCCAGGGGACGUCUUCAAAUCAUUCGUGAAGUACGGUCUCAAGGAAAAGAUCCAAGCUAAAACCUUCGGCAAGAGUAGGUUUUUCACUGAACUGUUUUUUCCAAACAUUCUUUCUGUACCGACCAAAAUUCGUGACGAAUUGAUCCUGUUUGCAUUGGAUGAUUCAAAGGGAGAAUUGGAUGAAUCGAUUAAAGCCUAUGCCUGUAUUCCAGUUUCACCCACUGGUAAAAAUCUUAAACGCCCUACCGAGCUUGUGAACCCAAACAAGGCAGCAGCUUCGCUUUUUCUUGAAAAAGAUGAAAGGUUUCCGUCAGGGACUACCAAAACCUUCCUCGAUUCUGUACGACUUGCUAAACUUGAACAGCUUGGAAUGGUGGGAGAUGAUCUCCCUUAG
This is a messenger RNA of Porites evermanni, 12980 nucleotides long. NCBI's taxonomy places the organism in Eukaryota, Metazoa, Cnidaria, Anthozoa, Scleractinia, Poritidae. The record is from the annotation of a GenBank genome assembly.